Colossoma macropomum (tambaqui) is the source of this 2486-nucleotide messenger RNA. RefSeq names its product cyclin D2, b (gene ccnd2b). The record is from RefSeq and is a predicted model, not a curated record. Lineage: Eukaryota; Metazoa; Chordata; Actinopteri; Characiformes; Serrasalmidae. Bases 181 to 1062 code for a protein of 293 amino acids. Gene Ontology annotation, cellular component: nucleus; cytoplasm; cyclin-dependent protein kinase holoenzyme complex. Gene Ontology annotation, molecular function: cyclin-dependent protein serine/threonine kinase regulator activity. The transcript has 5 exons. Gene Ontology annotation, biological process: positive regulation of G1/S transition of mitotic cell cycle; mitotic cell cycle phase transition; regulation of cyclin-dependent protein serine/threonine kinase activity.
UGCCGCGCGGAGAGUGAUGAGGUAGAGCGGAGCGGAGCGGAGAGACGCAGAGAGGCGAGGCGAGGCGAGGCAGCAGAGCGCUGCGCAGACCCUGCACUUCCUUCGCUCUCACCGCCUCAUGCCACGGUCCCUCUGAGAACCUGUGCAGGCUGCUGAGUGGAGAAGUGGAGAAGUCUCAGUAUGGAACUGUUUUGCCAAGAAAAAGAAACGACCAUCAGAGCGACGCGAGACCCCAGCAUUCUCUGCGAUGACAGAGUGCUACAGAGCCUGCUGACAGUAGAAGAUAAGUUUCUACCCCAGGGCCUUUAUUUUACACGGGUGCAGAAGGACAUUCAGCCGUACAUGAGGCGGAUGGUUGCAACUUGGAUGUUGGAGGUUUGCGAGGAAGAGAAGUGUGAUGAAGACGUUUUCCCUUUGGCUAUCAACUACCUGGACAGGUUUCUUGCGGCAGUGCCAACGAAGAAGUGCUUUUUGCAGCUCUUGGGGGCCGUGUGCCUCUUCCUGGCAUCCAAGUUGAAGUCCUGUCAGCCAUUAUCUGCAAAGAAACUCUGUCUUUACACAGACAACUCCAUCACAUCUCAAGAGUUGCUGGAAUGGGAGCUGUUGGUUUUGGGGAAAUUGAAGUGGAACAUGGCAGCUGUUACCCCUCAUGACUUCAUUGAGCAUAUACUUCGCAAGCUAUCUUUACCUGAGGACAGAUUGGCGCUGAUCCGUAAACAUGCUCAAACUUUCAUCGCCCUUUGUGCUACAGAUCACAGCUUCGCAAUGUUUCCUCCCUCCAUGAUAGCCACAGGGAGUGUUGGUGCAGCAGCCUGCGGACUCCAGUUGGACCGGAUGCAGAGCAGUGUCUGGGGGACCAGUCUGACCGAACUGCUGGCCAAAAUCACCCACAUUGAAGUGGACUGUCUGAAGUCGUGUCAAGAGAAGAUUGAGCAGUUGCUGGCCAGCAGCCUCAGAGAGAGUCAGCAGCAUAAACACGUGGAGGGCGGAGUCACCAGCAAGGAGGCAGAGUCUCAGAGCCAGUCCUGCACACCCACAGAUGUGCGUGACAUCAACUUAUGAUGUCACUUCCACCCUGUACCUGCCAGAAUUCCUCAAUCUGUAAAUGCAAGCUGAAAUAUAUUUUAAUCAUCUUAUCUUAUUUAAUUCAAUUAAAAAACUACAGUGUAUUAUAGUCUGUGAAAAGGCAUAGAUGUCAAGUAUCGAAUAACAGUGUAGAACUACAAGAACUGAAAGAUAUUUCAGGCAUCGCAUUUUUUUUUUUUACAAACAAAGGAGAAAUAAAUGAUGCCUUUGGCUUGCAUACGGUAUACUUGAAAUUUAAAUAAAAUUGCCACCAGGAGAAGAAUAUAAAUUUAUAUAUAUAUAUAAUACAUGAGUAUUUAUAGACAACACAGAAUAUUGUCCUGGUAUAAAGGUUCUUUAUUAUUAAUAUUAUUAUUAUUAUUAUUGUUAUUAUUACAUAAUCCAUUUAUGUUAUGUGAAGUAUCACACUUACUGGGGUUACAGUGAUUUAUUUGUGACUAUUUACAAAGCUUUCUGAAAAAAUGCACGCUGUUCAUGCUGGCUGCAGUUGAGUAAACAGUAAAGCUGUAAAUCUGCUUGAAUUCAUGCUGUCACUCAGAUUAGUCAUUAGACUAAACCCAGUGGCAGUGAUUCUCUGAGAUGUUCUAUGAAAACAGGACAGCGUAGAGAGGUAUGUGCUUCUGUAAUGGUGAACAAGAACAGGCUGUGAGAUAACAACUAGUUAGCUGUUCUUUGCUUGACAAGCGCUAGUUCUGCCUUAUUGCAGAAAUCCUUAAGGCUCAACUUUGCUGUUACUAGGCUGAUUUCUGUCAGCAUUUAAGUGGAAUUGAGAAUUAUUUACUUGAACGGUUCUCUAGAUGUAAGAGGACAGGGACAGAGAAUUGGAGUUUGGAUCAGGAUUGAGCUUCUGUAGGACUCUUGUAAGUAGAGAGAGCUUUGGUAACGUAGAGCAGGAGGAGAGGAAGUGGAUGAAUGAAAAAGAGAUGAAAAAGGCAGGUCUAUGAAUGUGAGAUCAGGAUGGAAUAAGAAACAGUGGUGUAGAAGGUGGGUUUUCAAUAAUCAAUCGUUAGUGCUGUUGUUGUGUAACUAACCUAUAGCAGUGUUCACGUUUAAAAGGAGCCACCAUGGGGUAAGGGCUUAAGUUAAUUAUCAGCUGAUUAUUGAUUUAAUGAUCUGGCUUAGAGCAGGGACAGUAAACAGGAGUGCUGCCACCCUUCAGGAUUGGAGUGUGAGAGCCCUCUGAGAUUCAGUGUGUGCUGGACUAAUGAACCUUACCUUAUAUUAGUGUAAAGGGGAAUUCCACAGAUUUGUCAAAAUUGCUGCAUUAAUACAAUGUUUGAGAUGUAAUUCCGAGUGGAUGGUGCGAAAUAGUUCAUUGUAGAGAGACUCACCAACUCAGAUUUCUUUACAGCGGUGGUGAUAGGAACCAGGGUUUGUGAUGUCUAAUGCAAAUAUAGCCA